AUGGCGUCGAAUUCGAUGGUCGACUCAUCACAGGUGGGAGCAGUGGGCUCAGCAGCAGGAGAGGAUCCAGCUGCCUUUGCGUUCUUCCGCAGUGGCUCCGAUGUGGCUGUAAUCCUGAUUAGCGCGGGAAGUCACCAUGGGAGCGAAGGCCUCCUUCCACAUCCGGUUCAUGGAGAAAGCAGGGAGGAGCUUAAAUCGUGUUCAACCUUUGGGCGAAUCCUUCUUGCACAGUCUUUCACAGUUGACUGCUGUUCCCAGGUUCUACGAGCCAAAACUUCCAGUGAAAUUCAUUGGAACCAAGGCAGUGACUUUCUUAAGCCAGGAGCAGUGUUAAACGACGAACAGGGCAGGGACGGGGGAACAGCGCGUCCCUCGCCACCCGUCCCGCCGCCGGGACACAAAGCACCCUCCUCGGCCCGCCCGCCUCCCGGCGAGGGAGGCCGGGUCCCGUCCCGGUGGAAACAGGUGACGGGGACCAAGGGCCGCGGCGCGUCAGGGCUGCCGCCCCAGCUCUACUCGGCGGGCCCCGUCGGGGCCGGACGGGUAACCGCCCACGCUUCGCCGCGGCCCAGCUGCCAGCCGUACGCCGUCGGGCCCAGACUGCCGUGGGUCGGCGAGCGCGGGAUCCCUCCGCCGCCCUCGGGUCCUUCCGCGCCAAGUAGUGCGCGGCCGUCCCGCUUCCGCAAACGCGGGCCUGCGGCGACGCGCCCACUGCCCCUCGAUCCAGCGGCAAGAGGAGGGCCGGGGCUGUGGGAGUUCUCAACUUUGAAGGGCCGCUCGGGAGACAACACAUUUUCAACUGCGCAGCCGCGGUGGGCCCGGCCGUCAGGGAGCGGCGAGCGGCCGUGGGGCCGGGGAGGCAGGUGUCCCAGCCGCCCGCCCCGCCCCCAUCGCCGGCAGGAAGAGGAAGCAGCCGGACCUCGCGGGGCGGGGGUGCCCUGGCUCCGGGAGGCGCGUGACCUAGUUCGUCCCAAAGUGGAUUUGACAGGUUGUCAGCCCCGCACCCCGCCCCCACCGCCUCCCGGGUCCCUCUCCCCCGGCGCUGGGCCGGACGGGCGCCCGCGCUCCCCGGCUCAGCCUCCCAUUGGCCCUUACGCCGCCUGGCGCUCCGCCUUCGCCCCUGGCUCGGGUUCCCAUUGGCCUAGAGUCGCCCAGAGACCUGCCCCUGCUCCCCUCCCAUUGGCCCUCGAGCUGCCUGGUGGCCCACCCCCGCACCGACUCAUCCUCCCAUUGGCCUCACGCCCGCCGCCCCGCCCCGGUCCUCCCCGGUUCGUUCUCCCAUUGGCCUCACGCCCGCCGCCCCGCCCCUCCGCGGCCCCUCUCGGGGAACCGAGCCCUGGCAGGCCCCUCGGCUCGUGGUGGCUGCGGUCGUCCUCAGUCGGGGAGACCGCCUUCACAAGUCCCGCUCUUGUCCCUCGCCUCUUCUCCUCUCCCAGUAUUUACUGUCUCCCCUACGUCUCUCUCCCCGCCCUGCUUCCGUCGCUCAGGGAGCCUGAGUCCCGAGCCCGGGGGCACCCCGCGCCCCCUGCCCCGCCUACCCUGGGGCUCCGCGUCCAGCGCUGCCCGCGCUCUCCCUCCUGCUCCUUUCCUCCGCCCCUUUCCUCCUCCUUGCGUCACUUCGCAUUUUCCUUUCUUCCCUGA
This is a messenger RNA of Orcinus orca (killer whale), 1641 nucleotides long. RefSeq names its product basic proline-rich protein-like. The transcript has 3 exons. NCBI's taxonomy places the organism in Eukaryota, Metazoa, Chordata, Mammalia, Artiodactyla, Delphinidae. Bases 1 to 1641 code for a protein of 546 amino acids. The record is from RefSeq and is a predicted model, not a curated record.